GGCCUAUCCAGACUUUGAAAUUAGACCCACAAUGAAAGAAUUAACUCCACAGAAGAGCAUUUCUGAAGAAGCAAUACUCCAUAACAUGAUAGUAAACUCAGAUUUUAAAGACUGGAAACUUGAAGAUGAGAUAAAUCACCAGGAAAACCAAGACAAGCUUUUGAACCAUGUUGCAUUCAUUGACAAUAAGUCACUGACUGAGGAGAUAGACCAUGGAUGUAAUGCACUAGGAAAAGUAGUUCAUGUGAACAGAACAUCUAAUAAACACAUCAGAGGCUUCAUACAUAGUCACAUCUUUGCUCAACCAAAAAUGCUAACCAGUGAGAAGUCAUAUAAAUGUAUUCAGUGUGGGAAAGCCUUCAGUAGGAAGUCAGAACUCAUUGUACAUCAGAGAAUUCAUACUGGGGAGAAACCCUAUGAAAGCAGUGAAUGUAGAAAAGCUUUUAUCCAGGAAUCACAACUUAUUGUGCAUCAGAGAAUCCAUACUGGGAUGAAACCUUUUGAAUGCAUUGAGUGUGAAAAAGCCUUUAGCAGGAAGUCACACCUCACCAUAUAUCAUAGAAUACAUACUGGAGAACAACCCUGUGAAUGCAGUGAUUGUAGGAAAGCUUUCAGCCAGAAAUCUAAUCUCAUUGUACAUCAGAAAAUUUAUGUUGAACAGAAACCCUUUUCAUGGAAUGAGAAAACUUUAAUUCAGUCAUCAAAAUUUCAUUAA
This is a messenger RNA of Equus quagga, 715 nucleotides long. Its product is annotated as zinc finger protein 420-like. The record is from RefSeq and is a predicted model, not a curated record. Gene Ontology annotation, molecular function: RNA polymerase II cis-regulatory region sequence-specific DNA binding; DNA-binding transcription factor activity, RNA polymerase II-specific. Lineage: Eukaryota; Metazoa; Chordata; Mammalia; Perissodactyla; Equidae. Gene Ontology annotation, biological process: regulation of transcription by RNA polymerase II. The transcript is spliced from 2 exons. Bases 32 to 715 code for a protein of 227 amino acids.